AUGCCACCCUCCGGCGCUGGUGGCGAUGUCGAGUCAACGUUAUCCUCAUUGACGCAUCCUCCCAUUUCGCAGCUGCCGUCGGUCCUGAGGUCGCACUGGAAGAUCAUGAUUCCUAUGCUGCAAGCCUUUACCAACACGAAUCGCGUCCAUACCGAGCAUGAAGAUUAUGCACUUUGGAACUCUGUCAUCACAUAUCUCGCCGACGCGUUCAUGAACAGGCCGGCAUCGGUCGUCCCUCAGCCCAAGCUAUGGGUUCUUCCGAAGGAUGUCCGUAUUCUUCUCAAGUCCAAGAAGCAGAAGGUGGCAUUGCAACUAACAGACGCAUCAUUGCCACCUGCGCUCGCGCGAUUGGAGUCUCCUGCAGGUGCGACUGCUGCAAAUGCUGAGGAAAAGGUUUCCAGUAACGCUACAAUGCAACCACAGCCUGAGUCCGCGUCUGCGCCCUCGACAUCAACACCUCGACAGCCUGGUGUACCGCCGCUGCCUUCAAGGAGCGCCCUCCCCUUCAAGGAUCUGGAAUCCCGCUUGAGGUCUUUCCAUACGUUGUUUGAACCUCCCGACCUUUCUGCGUUGACCGAUCUUCCUGUCGAGGAAUCUGACGCUGAGGAAGUGCGUGGCAGCCAUAUCGCUAUACCUCGGGACGAGAUCAUCGUUCAAGGCGACUUGUCGGAGCUGGAGGAUAGCUUCCUCGACAAGUCCACAUGCACUACCCGGACCGAGAAGACCAAGGGCAAGAAGCACGUCGUAUCUGAUUUCGGAGUCGUCACGCCACUGGAGAACUAUCCGAUCACUGCUGAGAAGAUCGCGGAGGAUUGUGCUGAUAUUCGCAAGAAGCUCGAUGAGGCGUCGCGCCUCCCUCCUGACGCGGAGGAAUUCAUUCCGCAAUAUCGGUGUGAAAUCGAUGACUACGACAGCGAUGAAGAGGAAUACGAAAGUGACUCCGACGAUGAUUAUGUGCCAGAGGAUACACGCGAUACACCACCUGCGCCUUCGCACGUCAAGCUUCGAUCUCAGACCACCACGGCACAGAAUGCCAACUCCACUACGAGCGGUGCCCCACCUCAGCCACACGUAUCCCAUGUCGCCGCUGCUGCACCUGCUCCCAUGCAGCCGGACUGGCUUGCUAGCGAUAUAGGGUCAGCCGGCUGGUGGCACUCAGACAAGCCUUAUGCGCACGUCUGCAACCACAAGCAAGCGUUCAAAAGGCUCAAAUUUCUCGUCGGCUUCGCUGUCGCCAUGCUCUGGGAGGGCAAACGGUCUGCCUCUCGCAAACUCGAAGAGGAAGCUUACAGGACGAAAACUUAUUCGCGGUUCUACAAGGCCAUGCGCUCUUUGAUGAUACAGGCCUUAUUCGUUCUCGUCACCGAGGCUUGGAACCAGAAGAAGGUCGUCUGUGUGGCCAUGGUCAGCGAUUUAUGGUCAUGGAACGUGUUCGAACGCAUCGAAGGGCGCGAGGUGAAGGACGACUGGCUGAGCUACACGCCCGAGACUGCUCCCAUCAGAAGCUGUUAUCCGUGGUCUCAGCCUUUCCAGUGGGGCUCACCGGAGUCCGAUGACGCGGUCAUUCUCAUGAUGAACGAAGUCAACUCAAUCUUUCCCGCUUUCCCGACAUCGUUGAUCGAGCCUGACUCUGGCGCUGAUGAUUCGGCGACUGCGACGAACCCUUCAGAGCCUCAAGCUCAGGCGCAGCCAAACCCAGGCGCGGCCCCCUUUGGUGCUGCUCAACCUGCGCAAGCCACGACGUCUUUCGGUGAAGCGACAGAUCAAGAACGAUCCGAAAUAUCCGUCGAUGAUGCCUCCCUCGAUCGCGCUAAGGAUCGGCCUACCACUAGCGGUCCUGCGCCCAAGAUGCAACUGUCUCCGCUCACAGGACCCCGUGCGCCAUCUGCUGCUGCUGAUGUCACCAUGUCGGACGCCGCCCUUUCUUCGAAUGCUGCCGCUGCCGCUGGACCCGAGGCGCCCACGCCUGCGCCUCCCCGUGCACUAUGGCGCGGACUUCGGCGCAAUGACACGGAGGAUACGGAACCUGAUGCUCCUCGACGCCCACUUCCGAUACAGUCGAACAACCCGAACGACAGCGGUAUCAGUCGUCCACUUCUGCACGGCCACCGCACGCUGGCUACACUGAACGCUCUCGAUGCCAUCAACAUCAACACCAACGAUUCCGUCGGCUCAUCCACCAACGCUCUAGCUGGCAAUGAUUUCGUCCAAGCAACUGCCGCUGCCGCUAAUUCUACCGCUGCUCAAGCCAGCGGCAGCGGCACAUUGCCGACCAACUCUGGCAACCCGCGCAAACGAUCCGCCUCUGCAGACUCGGACGGCGAGGAUGACGACCGGGCGCCAGCAGCGAAAAAAGUCAAGAGAACGCCUGUAUCUACCGAACCGUCUGCGGAAGCUGGCCCGGGGCCGUCUACGCAGGCCCGUAGAUCCCGGGCGCCUUCCAAGGGAAAGAAACGCAAGCUCAAUGGAGUGAUGGCGCAGGCCUACGCGCUGGCGCACCCCCGCGAUGCGAAUGGGCAAUUCAUUAAGAAGCAGUAG
Molecule: messenger RNA, 2538 nt
Organism: Schizophyllum commune H4-8
Lineage: Eukaryota; Fungi; Basidiomycota; Agaricomycetes; Agaricales; Schizophyllaceae
Exons: 4
Coding region: 1-2538 (845 amino acids)
Source: RefSeq, a predicted model, not a curated record